AUGGGCAGCGAACCGCCGCCGCCAUCGGCUGCGCCAGCAGCGAGACCUCCGUCCACCCCCGCUACCGCCGCCAAGGGAACCACCACCAGAGCGAAAAGGUCCAACACCAUCUCUGCCGCCGAUGGCACCACCACCACCCCCGCAACAGCAACAACCGCCACCGCCGCCACCAUAUCCUCCCUCGGCGAAGACCUGUUCCUCGAGAUCUUUCUCCGCCUGCCCAACCUGCCGGACGUCGUCCGUGCCGCGCUCACCUGCCGCUCCUGGCUCGGCGCCGUCCGCUCCUCCCCGUCCUUCCGCCGCCUCUUCCGCGCCCUUCACCCAGCGCCGCCCAUCGGGCUCUUCCUCGACAUCAAUGGCGCCGCCACCCCCUCCUUCGCCCCCCUGCGCCGCUCAGAUCCCGAUGUCACCGCUGCCCUCCGCCGUGGCGACUUCUUCCUCACUUCCCUCCCUGUGAAUGACGACGCGUAUACCAGCUGGGGUGUCACGGACUGCCGCGACGGUUACGUCCUCCUAUGGAACAAGAUGGUUAAGCCGCCCGUCGUCGCUGCCGUGAACCCCAUGACCUGGGCCGUGGACAUCAUCCCGGUGCCCUGCGAUGUGUGGGCUGGGAGGAGCGGGAGACGCCGCAACUUCGCCUUCCUUGGUUUCCAUCUGCUGUCUACCGAUGAGAAGCCCUCGUCCUUUCGCGUGGUCUGCGUCUGCGCUGACAAGCAAAGGGUUCGUGUUGCCGUCUUCUCGCCGGAGACGAGGGAUUGGGUCGUCCACCCGUGGGUGUACAUCGGCGGUGACAACAGCCUAAAGUCCAGCACUGGCACGCUGGUGGGUGGUUGCGUUUACUGGCCUUUUCAUGGCAAAGGGCGGAUGAUUAGGGUCAACGCAACCACCAUGGAUUUCUCCAUUGUGGAUCUACCCUUGCAAAUGAAGGUGGACGGAUCCAAUUUCAGGGCUGGGGAGACCAAGGACGGCCGGCUAUGCAUUGUCUAUGCAUCUGACGAUUUCCUCCUUCAUGUUUGGACCCGUAGUGUGAAUGCUGAUGGAAUUGAGAUUUGGGUGCUGCAGAACAUAAUCUCUUUGAGUGUAAAAAUUGACAGGAUCAUCGGGAAGCGUGCUCUGGGCUUGCAGGCCCGCCUCACGGUUGUGCAAGUUAGGUGUGGAUAUGUGUACUUGUCCAUGACAUGCAUGACACCUGUCGGCACACUGCACUGCCGGUUCUUCUCCCUUUCACUAGAGACGACGGACCUUGAGUUACUGGUCGAGGGAUGCUUUGAUGAUCGUCCCUGUCCGUAUAUUAUGGCCUGGCCUUCUUGUUUGGUUGGUGAUGAUGGGAGCACUGGACAUGAAGUUGAAGGUUCUCAUUGA
Messenger RNA from Aegilops tauschii subsp. strangulata, 1362 nucleotides. RefSeq lists its product as uncharacterized. NCBI's taxonomy places the organism in Eukaryota, Viridiplantae, Streptophyta, Magnoliopsida, Poales, Poaceae. Gene Ontology annotation, molecular function: protein binding. The record is from RefSeq and is a predicted model, not a curated record.